This is a messenger RNA of Anarrhichthys ocellatus (wolf-eel), 9029 nucleotides long. Its product is annotated as BMP/retinoic acid-inducible neural-specific protein 3-like. Gene Ontology annotation, cellular component: cytoplasm; neuronal cell body; dendrite. The coding region runs from base 525 to 2897 and encodes 790 amino acids. Lineage: Eukaryota; Metazoa; Chordata; Actinopteri; Perciformes; Anarhichadidae. The record is from RefSeq and is a predicted model, not a curated record. The transcript is spliced from 8 exons. Gene Ontology annotation, biological process: cellular response to retinoic acid; positive regulation of neuron differentiation; negative regulation of mitotic cell cycle.
AAAAAAAAGGGGGAAGAAAAAGCUCUCUGUGUGGAAGCAGGCGCUCAUUCAUGCAGCUCACUCUGCGGAGGAGGGGAAUAACAGCUCAUACGCAACGUUUAGCGUGAAUUUAGAUGAAUUACAGCAACUUAAAGGAUCACAUAGGUGCAUCGAUUCCGCUCAGAAUGGAGACAUCUACCUUUUGCAUUCAGCCUCUGGAAAUAUCAGUGACCGCGCGGACAUCCCCAAAAUGAACUCCUCUGUGCUCGUGCCUCCGCUGCUGCAACUUCUCACCGAGGAGCGGGUGAUUCGCGGAUGCGGGAGGAUCGCCUCCCGAAAUAAAGUUGAGCGAGAGCAGGAAUGAAGUUGGAGUAGCGCUUGAAAGAAAGGACUCCUCACGAAUUAAUGAACGUGUCCGGAUCGCUGAACCGGAGAGGUUUUAUUCGCAGCUCUCGCAAGAUAGAGUUCACUUCUUCUUGAGAGCGCAUCACUUGAUCCCUAUUGCAAAAUCAGUCCGGAGAGGAUGAGGUGUCGCUGGGUUAAGCAUGAGCUGUCAGAGAAUCAGUCAUAAGCGGCUGUCUCUGCUAUGGGUGAGGGCGGCUCUCGGACUCUGGCUCUGCUGUUGCUGGACCUCCGGGGCCGGUGGUGCCGCGUCCGCCGCCGGACAAGACGCCGGCACCCCCGGCUCCCUGGGCUGGCUGCUGUCCGAUAAAGGGCCCUUCCACCAGGCCCUGGAGUUCACGGAGGCUGCGGAGAGGUACCAACAGGGCUUCAGCACCAGAUACAAGAUCUACAGGGAGUUUGGUCGAUGGAAGGUCAACAGCCUGGCGGUGGAGAAGAGGAACGGUUUAGGUGGCAGUGGUGGCCUGGCUCUGCCCCUCGACCCCGACUUCACGCACACCAUCCGCCAGCUGGGGAGGCGGCCAACCCUCCAGACGAUUACAGAGAGUCUAAUCAAGAAAUAUGGCACUCACCUGCUCCUCUCUGCCACUCUGGGAGGGGAGGAGUCUUUGACAAUCUUUGUGGACAAAAGGAAGCUCAGCCAAGAGUCUUCGCCUGUGGGUGCCGAUGGCAGCCGUGGCACCAGCAGGAACUCAAACACUACGGGGACGGUGACCCUGGAGGCCCUCCACCAGCUGGCUGCCUCCUACUUCACCAACAGAGAGAGCACUCUCCGCAGGCUGCACCACCUACAGAUUGCAUCCACCGCCAUUCGGGUGACAGAAACCAGAACUGGGCCGCUUGGAUGCAGCAACUAUGACAAUCUGGACACAGUCAGCUCCGUACUGGUUCACAGUCCAGAAAACAAGGUUCAGCUACAAGGGCUGCAGGUCAUCCUCCCAGGCUACUUGCAGAGCCGCUUCAUUCAGGCGGCUCUCAACUAUGUCGGCUGUAAAUCUGAGGGCCACUUUGUGUGCCGGAGCAGCGACUGCUGGUGUGAGUGCAGCGUGGACUUCCCUCUGUGUAACUGUCCUCUCUCUGACCUCGGAACCCUGGAAAGCAACCUGAUGCGCAUCAGAGACACCUGGAGGCUGACAAACCAGGAGUUUAAAGAAUCCGAGGAGUUCCAAAGCUUUGUUGAGAAACUGCCAACCCAUUACGCUGUAAACACAUCUGUCGUGGAACACAUGUGGGGGACGGAUGCCAGCGUGCUCCAGCGCUACAGGCAGCUGGAGACCAGUGGCAACCAGCUUUUCGCUAAAGCCCGCCGCACCGUUAACAAGCUCUUCAGCCUCAGCAAGAGGUGCCGAAAAAAGCCGAAGAUAAUCCUACAGAGGACGAGGCCUCUGCAUUUCUGGUUGAGCUACGCCCUCUCCAUUUUAUACUGCAGUGAGAACAAUCAGGUUGGUGUUUAUAGUGACGAGAACCGCAGCUGCUCCUGCCCCUACAACCAUCCGCCUUGCCAGGGCCUCAUUCCCUGCUCUGUGGGCGACGGUGCCCGCUGCGUCUCCUGCUCCACGGAGAACAGGACACGCUGCGCCAGCUGUAACCUUGGCUUCACCCUCACCCAGGGAGCCUGCCGGCCCGCCGUGCCCGACCCUACGGACCCCUACCUGGGCUUGGAGAGUGACCGAGACCUGCAGGAUCUGGAGCUGCGCUACCUGCUCCAGCGGCGUGACCCCCGCAUCGCUCUGCACGGUGUGUUUGUGAGCAAUGACGUGCGCGUUAACACUUGGUUUGACCCGUCCUGGAGGAAAAGGAUGCUGCUCACCCUCAAGAGCAACCGGGUGAAGUCCAACCGCAUUCAUAUGCUCCUCGGACUUGCAGUCCAGUUUUGCCUCACCAGAAACAGCACUCUGGAGCCGGCGUUAUCUCUGUUCGUGAAUCCCUUCGGGGGCAGCCAUUCAGAGAGCUGGACCAUGCCUAUAGGUCAGCACGGAUACCCUGACUGGGAGCGAACCAAGCUGGAUAUCCCUUUGGACUGCUAUAAUUGGACUUUAACUCUAGGAAACAGAUGGAAGAGUUUUUUUGAGACAGUUCAUUUCUACCUGAGGAGUCGUAUCAGGGACCCUGUGGGAGUGACAGGAGGCAGCAAGAACACGACGGUGUACUAUGAGCCUCUGGAGGCGACAGAGCCGUCGAACAACAUCGGCUACAUGAAAGUGAACAGCAUGCAACUGUUCGGAUACAGCGUGCAUUUCGACCCCGAGGCUAUCCAGGACCUGAUUCUGCAGAUAGACUACCCGUACACUCAGGGAUCACAGGACUCGGCCCUGCUGCAGCUGGUGGAGCUGCGCUACAGGAUUAACCGCCUCUCUCCUCCCGGGGCCCCACACGUGGAUCUGUUCGCCUGUCUGCUCCGCCAUAGACUCAAACUGUCCAGUGCAGACGUGACCGGGAUACUCACUGCCCUGCAAGCUUUCAGUGCCAGACAACCAAACUACGAGGAGUACGAGGCGAAUAAACUGUGUAGUUAGUUAAUGGCCACUAUUUGAUGUUUUGUACUCUUUCCUUGCCAAGGACAGACCUGUAUCCUUUGUCAGCUGGAUCCAUUUGUGUCAAUUGUGUGAUAUGUUGUUCAAGGAUGUGGUGUACAUACACUUAUGUGCAAUUAAAUGUGAUGUUUUUAUAAUUUCAGUGUAGUUUUAUGGAAUAAAACCCCCUGAAAAAUUUUCAUUAUAAUAGGAAACAUUUGUGACUUAAUAAGCAACAAUUAGAGACUUCACGUUUGGGAGACAAAACACCCAGAGGCACCAUUUACUAUUAGUUCAACAUUUUAUACUGUGGACAGUGUGGGUGUGAUCAGAUUUAAAUGACAGUGGACUGACGACAUGGGCAAACAACCUGACAACUGUCAUCACGCUUUGAUUUCAAAUUUGCUAAACCCUGAUCAUGAUCGAUGCAUUGACAUGCGUGACAACACCUUUUCCACACUUGUGAGAACGAUGACAUGAAAUAACCAAAACUGUCACAGAAAAUAUUGUGUUCGUGUACGAGCCCACUGCUCAUAGUAAGAGGCUGAAUGAGAAAAUAACCUACUAUUAUCAUUUUACAAUUUAAAUAGUUUUGCACAUUGAGCUAGAACGCAUCAAGAUAUCCUCAUAGCCUUCCUAGUUAUCUCACUGGAGAGUCGUAGUGGUGUGUGUGUGUGUUGCGUUGUUUUUGCCCAUCUGGAGCCUCAGAACACAAGGUCUCCAUUCUCCAUUGAGGGAAUAGCCUCGGCACAGAUUACUAAGUGUAUAGUGAGAGAAGGGAGGGUCGGAGCAGCCUGCCUCUGUUCCUCCGCCGUCCCCGUCCGCCAUUCAAAAUGACUGUGAUAGAUGAGCCGGAGCGCCACAGAGACAAGUCUAACAUCAAACAACAGUAUGCUAUGGUAUCAGUGACAAGGAUAGUACUCUCGCCCAGUACCCGAGCGAUUCGGACACUCAAAAGAGUGACUCAGACCAAAAGAGAAAUCUGAUUUAAUCGCCCAAGGGACGUCGUCAGCGGAGCCACAGGCUCGCAGCAUGGUGCGGCUUUGAUUAGACUAGCAUCUAAAGAGCUCGUAGCAAAGACGUAGUUUGAUCAAGAUUCACCUGACAUGUUUCUCCUGAGAUUAAAUCCAAACAGAAUUUGCUCUGAUGCUAUCGUUUAGAACGAAUGUGAAAAGGUGGAUGAGGCAGUUUUGAUUGUGAGAUGAGGUGCCGAGCACACUACUACCAGCACCCCUAUACUGUCAUCCAGAUUGACUGUACAGUAUGAUGCAUUAUGCUGCAGCGGUACAGUAAAAGAUCAGUUUAAUCAGUUUAUGUGGCACUGAGUGCAGUGGCAGAGUGGAUUGGCAAACUAAGACAUCACCUUUAUGACGAGCAUCUCCCAUAGGCUGCUAUUGAGCUUAAACAUUGAUUUUACAAUUUGAAGACACAGCAGGGUUGUCCCCAGGCUGUAACAAAAGUAUUUUACUUAGCUAUCAUAUAUCACAAGAGAAUAGUGUUGGCAAGUUAUCAUGUUAGACUCACCUUAUAAAAUUCCUCUUUACAAUCCUUUUUCUCCCAUGCUCUUAUUUUAAAAGUAAUUUUACUUUAAAGCAGUUGAUGCACUGGAAGUAGUUGCUGUAGUAAUAUUGAACAUGCCAAAAUCUACCAACCUGUAUUGUGUGUUUUAAUUGAGCGCAGGGGAAUGUCUGUGUGUGAGAAAGAUAUUGAAUCUGGAUCACGUCCCAGCAAAGGGUUAAACAGUGAGCAUCUGGUGUUGUUUUAAAAUCUUUUUAAAAAGUAAAGAUUCUGCAUCUGGGUGGGAAAAUGUGGUUCAGGGCAAUUGGAAGCAGUCCAGACACGGGGAAGAGAAUGAAAGAGUGUGUUGUUAUGAGCGGCUCUGGUUUAGAAGUUCUAGUCUGACAAGGUUUUUUGAUAAAGAAGGCAUCGUCCUAGACUUAAUUUACAGUUAAUGGACUGAACACUUUGACAGAGGUUGUCUUUUUCACUUUAAUUGAUUUGGAUAAAAAUGAAAACUACAUUAGCGUAUUCCAAUAGAAAGCAUUUAUACGGAAAAAAAGUAACGUUAAACUAAAGUUUUAGUGUCACUCAAGGAUUACCAUUAAUUAGGCCCCAAAAGCAUCUGAACAAACAUUUUGAAGCCUUCACUUAGCUUCACUAAAGCCUUGAGGAUUAUGUGUACAAAGACAAACAGUCACGACGAAGGAUCCAGAACAAACUUUACCACCAUUUAAGCAACAGCUCAACAUUUUGGGAAAGUAGUCUUAAUCAUUUUCUUGCCAAUAGUUACGUGAGAAAAUGUAGACCACUCUCACGUCUGUACGCUAACUACGAGGCGAUUAGCUUCGUGUACAACAAAGAUGAAACUAACGUGUUAGCAUUUCAGUUAUUACCAAUAGAAUGUAACAGGUUAAAUAGUGAUCUUUGCAGUUGCUGGUCGGUAGAUUUUGUUACAUUUGGACACAGUCAGGCUCGCCUUUUUCCUGUUUCCAGUCUUUAUGAAUAACUAAGCUAACAGGCUGCUAGCAUUAGCUUUAUAUUAAGCAAACAGAUCUUCUUAUCUAACACUCUACUGUUCCUUUCAAGCUGAGAUUGAUAUUUUAAAAUGUAUGCUAAUAAUUAAAUAGCUUAAUUUAAUAUGUUUUCAAAAUAAACAAUGUAAAUAUUUCUAUAGUGCUUGCUUGUCUUAUCUGCCCACUGAGGCCUGCUGCAUUGACCGUCAUAUUUCACCACUUUUUUUUAAAACAAAUGUCACAAAUGGACAGCAUUCACUUUUGAAUAUCCUCUUCAUGAAGUCAGGAAAUUAUUAAUAAGGAAACAUACCCAGGGAACCAUUCCUAAAAGGAGCAGUGACGAGCCAACAAACAACUAACAAGAGUUGAUUUUUCAACAACGGCCAUAUUGUGAACUUGCUGUAGCAACUGGAAACAACAGGGACACUAAUGAGAAAAUCCUUAGGUUAAAUUACCAAAAGAUUUGAUUGGAACAAUAGGUCUUGCUCUGUUUAUUUUGUCACUGAUAGCGGUGUAAUGGCCUGCUUCUGGUGUUUACCAGGAGCAUACUGUUUGUGCUCAUGCUGGAGCUGACUUGAUCUGCUGCACAGGCCUGGAUGCUGCAACACAUCUGGGAUGUUAGUUCUGCAGAUUUAGUUCAUCACACUGAUGCUGUGAUUUGGUUUUGCUUACAGUUGCUUAGCUUACCCUUGGGUAAGUCUCUCUAUUCGAUACCUCGGAAUACUUUUGAUGUGCUUGACCUCAAUGCUUUUGAGGAACUUAUAUGCAGAUACAGUGAUGUGACUGCCUUCAAACUCCACUUGACCUGCAGAGAUUUAUGCAUCAAAGACGGAGUUCCUCUUGGCGCAGAUUAAUCUGAAUAUACAGUAUGUUGGGAUGAUAUGUUAAGCUAUACAGUAUAUCAGAAUAUUCUUUACAAGGUUCCUUCUUUAUCAGGAUAUUUAUAUUUUUAUUCAAGUGGAAAAUUUGCAUAUGUUCCCCUCUGCUAAAGGAUUCUGGGUCAAAUCUUCUCCAGUUCAAGCCAAAUAAAUCAAACACACUUUGCUACUUAGAGGGAAAAAGAAAAAGAUGCAUACUACGAGAGGUUUUAUCCGAGGGCAGAGCAGGAGUAUAAUGUGCACACACACACACACACAUUUACUUGCACACACACAGGGCAGAGGCUGAGUGAUAAGCAGGAGCUUUGGCUUGGCAGACUUGUGGGCCUCUGAGGAAACAUGAGUUAGACUAAUGUGUGUGUCUGUUUAACAAGCAUGCUGGUGAUGGGAGGCAGGGGCUCAGUGAAGGGGAAGAGUUUAUGGAGAGGACAACCCCAUGGGAGGCAUCGGGAAUAAUAGCUGACGGUAUGUCAGAACAGCCCAGACAGCUUGCUUUAAAAGCCACGAGGGAGACUGUCUUUGGGAACUAACCGUAGAGCAUCGCUUCUUUCUACGCCUUUUUACGAUGAACAGAGCACACAAAGGAGCAGGAAACAGGUUAUUGAUCACUGCAUAUAUUUCACAUUUGGAAUUUAAAUCACAAAAACAAAUCUUUUUUAUUUUUUUGGCUUUACAUUUCCGAGACCACGUUUGUUCGCUUUGUGACCUAAUUGGAUGUCCACAGGUGCCAUCAGUCCUGAAUAAGAAAACAUUUUGUCUACAGAAAAUGCGGGUGGGCAAUGGGGGCUUUUCUCUUCACUUGAAAUGUUGUCUACUGAAAGCUAUUAAAACCCCAUUUAAUUUGCAUGAGGGCAUGUUCAUUUAGAAAAUUAUGAGUGGGGCUAUGUUCUGCCAGCAGUAAUAGGCGGUCGAAUGUAGACUGGAAUAAUGAUUAGACAUCAAAUAAGGUGACGCCAAUCCAGCGGUGUAAUACAACACUUGCAAAUCAAAUGAGAUCCGACACACUGCUGUUUGAAUACGGUCUCACGGCUCAUGAAGAUAUCCAAAAUAAACCUCAUGAUUGCUCAAGAUCAGUUUGACUGAUGGCUUUUCAAUGCAACGCCGACAUCUCUACACGUUCGUCACAUUGUCAGUAAUGCAUCUGUAAAAUGAAGGCAUUCUCAUGUCAAAAGUCGUAGUCAUGUUAAGUGUUUCUCUCAGGAUUUUACUUUUGACAGAGCGGCAAAUCCUCUCAAUCAGCACAAACUGCAGAGCAUCUUCUGACACUAAAAAUAGCACAAAAUAACCGAAACUGAUGGAAUGAUGAAAUCAGUCAGCAAGGCUGUCAGGGGGCACUACGAUAUACAUUACGUUUUUAAAUAGGGAACAAAUCACAAAAAACAUAACUGACAUUACGUUCAUAAAUUUCUGGUUUUAGAGAAUUAUGAAUUAGGCCAUAGAGGGAACUAAAGUAAUAAAAACCCGAUGACAACGACUGCAAUAAAAUAUAUGAAAAUGGCAACUAUUCACCCCAUACAUUUGCAAACAGAUAUAUAUUGGUUUGUUUUGCUACUCCAGAAGAUUGUCCAUUGUGCAAAAACAAAAUGAAGUUACCGAUUAGAUGCUUCGGAAUAAUUCAGACCUGCCUAUUUGCUCCCCACUAGCAGCCAUAAUCAACAUCAUCAUCUUAUUUCAUUUUGAGAGCUGUGUGCUGCACAAUAAAAUGUUGGAGAUCGCUUCCUCACCAAGAUUAACAACGACAGAGGCUUUUGGAUUUACAUAAAGUCUUUUUUAUAAUGAGUAGUGCCGCUGCACCCACCUCCACACACACACACACACACACACACACACACACACACCGUACAAAAGCAAUGUAACCAGAAGGUUGCAAUUCUUCACCCUACGCUCUCAUUAUAGCCGCAGCACUAAUGACGCAGUGAGGAUCAAGGUGCUGUAUGGAGAUGAAAGAGGAGAUGCGAAGGAUUUACAAUGCUUCCCAGAUCACUGAUAAAGCACAGCGUAAACAAAACUUUGCCUGGGGUUUGCACCACGAGGGAGAUGGGAUUUAGUCUCCAGAUUCAGCGUUAUCCUCUUUAAACUCGCGGCAUUAGAGAGGCAGGGAGCAGAAAUCCUGACGAGGCUCCGAAAUGCAACAUCUGAACAGAAUCAGUGGGUUUGGAUUUCCAGGGCUGGUACACAAGCGCCGCACAGUCUCUACUCAUUAUCCUACUGCCUGUGGAAACCCUGGUGCAUCCUCUAAGUGGCUCUAGACCACAACAUACUGUAUAAUAGUCCAUUAAUCUGUGACUAGGGAGCACCUGUCAGGGUGGAACUUGAGGAUCCUUGAAGUGAAAUAAUACUUGAUGACAAUCAUUCAAGGUCUCCAUGGCAGUGUAACUGUAACUGUGAUAGCACUCUGUUUUCCUCUGUGAAUAUCAUACAGCCAAGUGAAGAUAUGCAAUGUGCAGUAAGCUGUUAGAGAAUAUUUCAUCAUCUCCUUAACAGAAGCCACUAUCUUCGCUGCCAUCUCCAGCUGUUACCCCUUCAAAUGUUUACCCCCCAAAACUUCCCAAAACCCACACGCAAGCUACUUUAAUCAUAGACACAGUUUUCUCUUUCUUAAGGGGAUAGUAUAAUUGCAUCAAAGACCAACUAAUGUAGCCUCAUUUAGGAAAAGUCCUAAUGCCGGGGCAGCCGAUGCUGUUGCUGUUAAUGGUUAUAUGAAGCUACACAAACCACAGCGCAUAUUUGUCCCAAAUGGUGAU